AUGCACUGCAGUGAUGGAUCUAGGGAGCUAGUGCAGAUCGUCUCAUCUUCUGUUAUUUUCUGUAAUAAUGUCCUCAUAUUCUCCCACUUUGAGCAGGUGUUGGAGUGCUUUACGGUGGAGUCAGACAGUCCACCCAGCAGUCCCACUAUACUGGCCAAGAGUCCCGCCGGCAAUGAGGACUCCAUCUCUCUACAUAGUUCCUCAGAUCCAGAUGAGCCAAUUCAUAUCAUCAACGUAGGAAUUAAAUUCAGCAAAAAGGAGAAGUACGAUGACAAUGCCCUCGCUGUCAAGUUCCAGGAUUUUUGUAAAGAGAGGGAGCAGUAUUUGUGUGAGAAGGCCAUCAGAAGAAUCACAUUCCUUGUGUACUGUAGGAGAAGUUCACCAAAAUAUUUCACAUACCGUGCCAAAUUUGAUUUUGGAGAGGACAGAAUUUACAGACAUUUAGAGCCAGCCCUGGCCUUCCAGCUGGAGAUCAACAGACUGAGGAACUUUGACCUGGAGGCCAUUCAGACCAACAACUACAAGAUGCAUCUAUACCUGGGAAAAGCUAAGGUGGCAGCAGGACAGGAAGUGACGGAUUACAGAUUCUUUGUUAGGGUCAUCAUCAGGCACUCUGACCUUGUCACCAAGGAGGCGUCUUUUGAGUACCUACAAAAUGAAGCAGAGAGAACCCUCCUGGAGGCUUUGGAUUCAUUAGAAGUGGCAUUCUCACAUCCACUGUCCAAGAAGACUGACUGUAAUCAUAUAUUCUUGAACUUUGCACCAACUCUGACCAUUCCAGAACCAGGCAAGCUGGAGGAGACAGUCAGAGCCAUGGUGAUGAGAUACGGCAGUCGUCUCAUGAAGAUGCGUGUUCUCAAUGCCGAGCUCAAAUUCACAAUCAAGUUUGCAUCCAGUGAUACAAGCAUUCCUAUUCGUUUAUACCUGACCAAUGAGAGUGGAUAUUACUUGGACAUGAGCAUGUAUAGGGAGGUCACAGAUCCCAACAUGGGACAAGUGAUGUUUGAAGCCUAUGGAACAAAACAAGGGGCCCUUCAUGGUCUGCUCAUUAGCACCCCCUACCCUACAAAGGACCAUCUACAGCUGAAGAGAUUCCAGGCCCAGUCAAGUGGAACAACUUAUGUCUAUGAUUUUCCAGGAAUGUUCACUCAGGCUUUACAGAAGUUUUGGAAGGAUCACAGGGAGGAGAACAAGAUUCCAGCUGAUGCCUUCAGUUGUAUAGAGCUGGUCCUGGAUAAAGACAACAACCUGUGUAAACAGAACAGACUGCCAGGGGAAAACGAGAUUGGAAUGGUAGCCUGGCAGAUGUCCUUGAAGACUCCAGAAUGUCCUGAAGGUCGUGACAUCAUUGUUAUAUCUAAUGACAUCACAUACAAGAUUGGUUCAUUUGGACCUGUGGAGGACCUUUUGUUUAAGAAAGCCUCAGAGAAAGCCAGGCGAGAAGGCCUUCCCCGAAUCUUUAUCUCGGCUAACAGUGGAGCCAGGAUAGGGCUGGCUGAGGAGAUCAAACACCUGUUUAAGGUGGCCUGGAAUGACCCUAAAGAUAUAGAAAAGGGAUUUAAAUACCUGUACCUCACCCCUGUAGAUUUUAAGAAAGUUAGUGCCAUGAAUUCCAUCCAUGCUGAACUUAUAGAAGAUGAGGGAGAACCCAGAUAUAAAAUUAUUGAUGUCAUAGGUAGAGAGGAAGGACUGGGGGUAGAGAAUUUAAGAGGCUCAGGAAUGAUUGCCGGGGAGUCAUCUAUAGCUUACAAUGAUAUAAUUACAAUCAAUUUGGUUACCUGUCGAGCUAUAGGUAUAGGUGCCUAUCUGGUUUGUUACCUGUACAAUAAUAUGCCUAUUGUUUGUUUAGCUUACAGAGAUUCUAUAAAGAAUUCCUGGCAGAAAGGUUUCUUUGAUCACAAGUCUUUCCAUGAAAUCCUACAGCCUUGGGCACAAACAGUGGUCACAGGUCGUGCGAGGUUGGGAGGGAUCCCUGUGGGGGUGAUUUGUGUAGAGACCAGAACAGUAGAAAUGACCAUACCAGCUGACCCCGCCAAUCUGGACUCGGAGACCAAGGUGAUACAACAAGCAGGUCAGGUAUGGUUCCCAGACUCGGCCUAUAAGACAGCUCAGGCCAUUAAGGACUUCAACAGAGAGGACCUACCUCUCAUGGUGUUUGCAAACUGGAGAGGAUUCUCAGGCGGAAUGAAAGAUAUGCAUGACCAGGUAUUGAAGUUUGGCUCCUACAUUGUGGAUGCCCUGACAGAAUAUAAUCAACCCAUUAUGAUUUACAUCCCCCCGUAUGCUGAGCUGAGGGGUGGAGCAUGGGUAGUGGUGGAUCCAACUAUUAACCCCACCCACAUGGAAAUGUAUGCUGAUGAACUCAGCAGGGGAGGUGUCCUUGAGCCAGAGGGAACAGUAGAAAUCAAAUUCAGGAGGAAGGACCUGGAGAAGACGAUACAGAGACUGGAUCAGACGUGUCGUCAGAUCGUGGAGAAACUGACCAGUCCACAGCUGAAUCCGGACGAGAAGGAAGAGCUCCAGAAACAGCUGGCAGCUCGCCAGGAAAAGUUACUCCCCAUGUACCACCAGGUGGCGAUACAGUUCGCUGACCUCCAUGACACUCCCGGGAGAAUGGAGGAAAUGGGGGUUAUUACUGACAUACUUAAAUGGCAGAAGAGCCGUGAGUUUUUCUACUGGCACCUGAAACGACGGUUGUUAGAGAGGCAGCUUAAGAAGAAGAUGAAGCAGUUCACACAGAACGUCGGGGAGGGGGAACUCAACUCUAUGUUACAUCGCUGGUUUGUGGAGGACAGGGGCACUGUCAAUGCCUAUCUGUGGGAGGAUGACAAAGCUAUGGUGGAGUGGUUGACAGAACAGAUCAGAGAAGACAGUAUAGACAACGCUGUAUCAGACAACAUCAGGUGUCUACAGAGGGAGCACGUCCUACAACAAGUCAGGAGCUUGAUACAAAACAAUCCAGAGGUUGCCAUGGAUUCCAUCGUCCACAUCACACAACACAUGACCUCAAGUCAAAGGUCAGAGGUCUCCAGAAUUCUGGCCAACAUGGACACGUGGCCAGAAUGGACAAUUAGAAUCCACUGUGACAGUAUUUACAAACAUAUCUAUUUAACAUAUCAUAUGAAAUCAUAUAUUAGCUCAACUGGUUAA
Molecule: messenger RNA, 3150 nt
Organism: Saccostrea cuccullata (small rock oyster)
Lineage: Eukaryota; Metazoa; Mollusca; Bivalvia; Ostreida; Ostreidae
Product: acetyl-CoA carboxylase-like
Exons: 28
Coding region: 1-3150 (1049 amino acids)
Biological process (GO): fatty acid biosynthetic process
Cellular component (GO): mitochondrion
Molecular function (GO): acetyl-CoA carboxylase activity; ATP binding
Source: RefSeq, a predicted model, not a curated record